Messenger RNA from Patiria miniata (bat star), 2586 nucleotides. Its product is annotated as suppressor protein SRP40-like. The record is from RefSeq and is a predicted model, not a curated record. NCBI's taxonomy places the organism in Eukaryota, Metazoa, Echinodermata, Asteroidea, Valvatida, Asterinidae. The coding region runs from base 85 to 1551 and encodes 488 amino acids. The transcript is spliced from 3 exons.
UCAGCGCGCGUAAACCCGUAAAUCCAUCCACUUUCCGGUUCCAAAUUUGUCUGCUUUUUAUUCCAUGGUCUGGAGGAAGGAACCAUGACUGAUUUACAGUGUUCACCCACCUCCCCAUCUACUUCUCGCCACUUCUCCCUGCGACUGAGCGAGAAGUCCAAGCAGAAGUUCAACCUGCCGAGUCGCAAAGAGGCGCUGGACAAAGUGGCCGAUGACGAGACACCGUUUAAGAAUUACAGAAAAUACACCCCACGGAAAUUGGUCAAUAACUUUGUCAAAGAGCGAAACUACUACAACAAUCCAGAUGGAAUCGACCUAUUUGAUGAGUUUUCGGAUGACAAUUUUAUUGAUGAUGGCUCUUCCAGCAGCAGUGAUGAAUCAACACAAGAGGGGAGUAUUCAGUCAAACUCUUCCUCCGAUAGCACUAGUGAAGGUGACGAGCAAAGCAAGACACCUGAGAAGCCCAUCUCGCGCAGGGGUAGAAAUCAAAGGAGAAUAACAGGAUCAGCAGGUAGCAGAAGCGAUAGCGAAGAGGAGUUAGCCAGACCCUUGAAGACUCACAAGCAAAGGCUGCCAGCAAGUCUGUCGUCCGGUUCCGAGACCAGCAGCGAGGAGGAUGUGCCUUUACCAAGUCAGAGAAAGAAACGGCAUGUCAGAGUCUCCAUUCAGAGUGAUGGGUCUUCUGAUGAUGAGGAGGAGGACCAGCCUAGGGCAUCCACCCAAGACCCAUCUGGAAGUGAACUUGUUGAAGCCCCACCAAUUCAAGUUAAGCUUGAAGUCAAGGAAGAGACUUCAAAUGAAGCAGAAGACAGCAGGUCAACAGGUAUGGGGUCAUUUUCAGCGAUCAAAAGCAGUCCGUCUGAUGAUGAACCGAACCAGCCUUGGGUAAUCCCCCCAGGUCCGUCUGGAAGUGAACCGGUCAAAGCCCCAGUUCCUGAAAUCAAGAUAGAAGUCAAGACAGAAAAACGCAUCCAAAGUGAGGACAUUGACAAAUCGAAUGGCAUGAAUAAAGUCCGUCUUUAUUAUAAAGCCAAGUACCGGUAUCAGGCAGAGGGUGAAGAGUCAUUGGAAGACACAAGUAGCUCUAGCGAUGGCAUGCCAGAUUUCGAAAACGACAGUACAGACUCGGACACUGACAACGACCCUAAUGGCGUGGAUCAAGGCCAAUACGGUACAGACAGUGAGGACUCAUUCAUAGCCACAAGUAGCUCUAGUGAUGGUACACCAGGUCACUCGGACACUUCAGGGAUAAACAAACCAUCCCAUGAGGAGCUCAUCUGCAACUAUCGGCAGAGAAAGCAGCAAAGAAAGCAUCCAGUGAUCAGAAAGAAGCGACGCAUUUGUCUACCCUCAUCAGAGAGUGACCGUAGCUGUUCUUUGGAUGGCAGCGCCAGUGGGGAGGAAAAGUCAGAUGAACAUUUGGACGACAGUGCAAUAAGGCGUCUUCCUUCGAAACGGGCAAAACGCCUGCGGAAGAAAAAGAGGGCAUGGGAGACGGAGGUUCUUGGGAGUUACAGAGACGAGAGAGAGAGAAAGUUGUCCAAGAAAUAAUUAUCGACAUGUUAGAGUUUUUUUAUGAUACAAGAAGCUUUGUAGUAUGAAUUGCUCAUCGUACAUUAGGGUUGUCCAUUUUGGAAUAAUUUAGUAUUCGAUUAUUCGAAAUGCAUUAGACUGAAUAUUCAAAUAUUCAAAACUCGCCAAUCAAGCCAGCUGCAACUGUGCGCUGCACCAGUCAAAAGUUACAUGCAAAUCACGUCUAUUAAAAUUUGCAUGCGUCGAUCAAAAUUAUGGGCCACUGAUCAACAUAUACGUGCGCCUUCUUGUAGCAUCAAGAUUUUCAUGUGGAUAUCGGCAUAUUUCAAAAGUAAUUGACUUGCUGGGGUAUCAAAAAAAGUGGCAUCUGACAAUUAAUAUAACACAGUCAUGAGUGUACGCGCAUAGUUAUUUGUCUUCUUUGUUUUCUUCGAAUAUUCGAACCAGCAAAAAGCUAUUCAAAUAUUUGGUUGAUGAUCUAAUAUUCGGUAUAUUUGGGGUAGCCCCAUCUUACACUGAAUACAGUGCUUGUAAAAUGUAUAUGAACAGAUGAUGUGGCCUUAAACUUGUCAUGUGAUGCCGACGUUCAGUGGGAAAAGCAAAAGGGGAAAAAAAGAGGAAAAAAUGAGCAACUUUGUUCUGGAAAAGGAGGAAUAUUCAUGCAAAGGUUGUAUUCAUUUGUUGAAAAAAAUGGAAAAAAGGAAAAAAAUCAAUAAGAAAAGGGACAUCAAACUUACAGUUGUAGGGUAUGCACAGGUACGUGCAUGUAUCUGGGCCAGAGGAAUUACCAGCAAGUAAAUGUACUGUACCCAAUAGAAGAACAUGAGUAGAAACUAUUGUAGAAUAAUGUGCUUGUCAUUUUUUAAACAAGUACGUUGAAAACUGGCUAGGGGCCUGGACACGGAUGAUGGCCCAAGCCAAAGGCGAGGGUCAUUAUUGGUAAUCAAUAAAUUUACAUGUAUACCGGCCAAACACAUAUUUAUUCCCCAUUCAUAAUACAUUUGGUUAAAAAGUAAAAACAAGUAAAAAAUUAUAAAUUUCCAACAAUUUUAU